AUGGCUACGAAUGCCACCACGAGUUCGUCCUCGAGGAAUCCACCACUUCGAAAUCUGCAGACAAAGGUGAAGGCGUUGAUGGAGAUGUUUAAGUCCAUAACCACUUUCGCGAGCACUCUGGGGGAGGUUUCUUCAGCCCAACAAAUCCAUGUUCGGCUGGAGAAACUCAACGAAUUGUGGGAUCGAAUCAACGACGCGCUGAUUGAGGUUGAAAUGCACGAGGAAUAUUCAUCGAAAGAGGCCACUUGUUCAAAUAUACGACAGGACUUCACCACCAAAUAUUACAACGCGAAAGCAUCCAUGUUGGAACGCAUAAAGGAGUUGGAAGUCAAUAGCAGCGUUCUGCAUUCCACCAGAAUCAUGGACUCAUCGAUUCAACCAACCAUCGAGCAUGUAAGGCUACCGCAGAUUAAGCUGCAAACGUUUGACGGCGACAUCGACCAGUGGCUAAGCUUCCGAGACCUGUAUCUAUCCCUGAUCCACACCAAGGCGGACUUACCGGAGGUUGAGAAGUUCCACUACCUCAAGGGCUGUCUCACCGGAGAAGCGAGGGCUCUCAUCGAUCCGUUGGCGCUCACAAGAGCAAAUUAUCAGGUAGCUUGGGACAUCUUAAUGGCCAGGUACAACGACAGCAAGGUGUUGAAGCGCAGGCAGAUUGGAAACCUGUUCAAAUUACCCAAGGUGACUAAGGAGUCGGCCGUGGAUAUCCAGACACUACUGGAAGGGUUCGAACGCGUCGUGCAGACCCUGGACCAGUUAGUCAAACCAGAGGAGUACAAGGACCUGCUGUUGUUGGAAAUGCUGUGCUCCAGGUUGGACCCAACAACUCGUCGAGCAUGGGAAGCACAUAGCGCUAAUCAAGAGCAGGACAAGGUAGCAGAUCUUACUCAAUUCCUCCAAACUCGUGUGAAGAUCCUUGCAUCGCUCCCGUCUAAGGCGCACGAGAAUAAACCGGAAGUUUUUCAAUGGCAGAAGAAAAACAGCGCUCCCAGAACGAGCCACAGCGCAACCCAGAUGAUGGCCGGAAGUUGCAUCGCUUGUCCAGAAUCCCAUUUGCUGUACACAUGCCCUACGUUCCUGAGGUUGAGCGCUUCCGCUCGAGACAAGCUGCUGCGACAAAACUCCCUCUGCAGAAACUGCUUUCGGCGUGGCCACCAAGCUUCGGAUUGCAGAUCGAACCAGGUUUGUCGCAGAUGCAGAGGAAAACACCAUACCCUAGUCUGCUUUCGAGACGAUGGCGGAAACACCAAUAAUCGCAUCGUACAAACCUUUACACCCGCUCAAAAUCCCAACCAAACCACACCUGCAGCCAACUCGGGGUCAGUUUCUUCAAACAUGGCCAGGAAUCAUUCGUCAACAGUGCUGCUAGCUACAGCGGUCGUCUUAGUGGAAGACGACACAGGCAAGGUUUUCCAAGCGCGGGCUCUCCUGGACUCGGGCUCGGAAUGCAAUUUCAUGACAGAGGGGCUCUGUCAACGUAUGAAGGUAUCUCGUAGGCGUUCGAACAUUUCCGUCCUUGGGAUUGGCCAAUCUAACACCAGCGUCAAACAUCAAGUGUCAGUGGUUAUUAGGUCAAGAAUGUCAAACUUUUCUCGGUCGAUGGAUUUCCUUCUACUACCAAAGGUCACAGCGGAUCUACCUACAACCAGUGUGGCGGUUUCCUCUUGGCAGUUUCCACAAGGUGUGGAGCUAGCCGACCCGGCAUUUUUUAAAUCGAAAUCCUUGGAUAUGGUGCUAGGAAUACAGCACUUUUUCUCAUUUUUCCCGAGCCAUGCUAAAAUUCCGUUAGGAGAAGGAUUACCAAUGCUGAUAGAAUCAGUAUUCGGUUGGUUGGUAACAGGAUCCGUGGAGAACCAAGGUUUUACUUCCCUUGCUUGCAAUACGGCUGCAAAGAUAGAUUUGGAUGAACUUCUCACUCGUUUUUGGUCCUGUGAAGAGAUAGGGUCUCUGAACAAUUAUUCCCCGGAAGAACAACGCUGCGAGGCGCAGUUUGUUCUAACCAAGUGCAGAAGUUCCGAUGGGCGAUACACCGUUGCGUUACCAAAGAACGAAAAAAUAUUGGCAAACAUUGGCGAGUCACGGGAGAUGGCUUUUCGUCGACUGCAAUCCCUGGAACGUAGACUGGAAAAGGAGCCAGAACUACGUAAACACUACCACGGUUUCAUGGAGGAAUACUUGGAGCUUGGACACAUGCGCAGGGCGGAUGUUUGA
Messenger RNA from Uranotaenia lowii, 2211 nucleotides. RefSeq lists its product as uncharacterized. The transcript has 2 exons. The coding region runs from base 1 to 2211 and encodes 736 amino acids. The record is from RefSeq and is a predicted model, not a curated record. Gene Ontology annotation, molecular function: zinc ion binding; nucleic acid binding. NCBI's taxonomy places the organism in Eukaryota, Metazoa, Arthropoda, Insecta, Diptera, Culicidae.